CGCGAACCGACGGUAGCGCGCUCCGGACGUGCCAGUUACGUAACGUGACAGAGUUACGACUGGACAUCUGUUGAGUACGAGCCUUCGCGGCACGCUUCCACCGCAGAUCACACGCGUGCACACCAUGCACGAACAACUGUUUAGUCCUUGCGUUAAAUUAAAAACGUCACGAACACUUGAGACAUAUUUUAUAGUAUUAUCAUAAUUUAGUCCUCAUCAAAUUUAAAAUACUGAAAAAUUCCGGCCAAUUUUUUUAUAAAUAUUUUGUCUAAUCAUUGUAGUGAUGCUUGUUAAAAAUUUUAGCUUGCAAUGUGAUAAUUAUAGACUUACAGUUGUGAACUUUACAAUGGGAGCAUUACAGGAGCGAGCUUUGGUCAUCAGAUCAUCAUCGCUUUUUGCGCCCGCUUACACUGCCAGGCCUUCAUAGACCGUUAAGUUAGUACAUAAGAGAGCAAAAGACUGUAACAUUAGUUUAAUAAAUAGAUCGUGGUCGGGAAGUCGACGAAUUUUAUCCGGGACGGUGACAGUAUUUCCAAGAUUCGGGAUAACAUUAGCUCGUGGGUGCUGUGGUGGCGUCAACGCCAUCUUCGGAUGGGUGCACCGCAGACACCACGGCCUAUUGAAGAGAAUGACGGGGUGCCUUUACCAAGAGUGGCCGUGGUGGAAGAAUUAAGGGAAAUACAAGAAGACCGCAAACUGGAGCGCAGACGAGGAGGACAGGGCCCGCGGCGUCGCGGGCUCGAGAACGAGCUGGAGGGCGAGCGUCGGCGACCCCGCCGCCGGCCGCGCAAGAAGUGCUUAUCCUGGUCACAGUUCUGUGGCAUCCUAAGAUGGUUGUGUACUUUCGGGCGCACGUCCCUGCCGAAACUGUGCAACCAGGAAGAGGAGCCUGGACGUCCACCCCAGGGCGGGGUGGUGACGUUCGAACCCAUACAACACGACCACGACUUCUGCGAAAGAGUUGUCAUCAACGUAAGCGGCCUGAAGUUUGAGACGCAAUUACGGACACUGAACCAAUUCCCAGAAACCCUGCUGGGGGACCCAACCCGGAGAAUACGCUAUUUCGAUCCCCUGAGGAACGAAUACUUUUUUGACCGCAACCGCCCCUCGUUCGACGCAAUCCUGUACUACUACCAAAGCGGCGGCCGCCUGCGGCGCCCCGUCAACGUCCCACUAGAUGUCUUCUCCGAGGAGAUUAAAUUCUACGAACUCGGAGAACAAGCCACAAACAAGUUCCGUGAGGAUGAGGGCUUCAUCAAGGAGGAGGAGAAACCCCUUCCCUCCAACGAGCGCCAGCGCAAAAUCUGGCUGCUCUUCGAAUACCCCGAGAGCUCUCAGGCCGCACGCGUCGUGGCCAUCAUCUCUGUGUUUGUCAUCCUCCUUUCCAUCGUGAUCUUCUGCCUGGAGACCCUCCCAGAGUUCAAACACUACAAGGUCUUUAACACAACCACCAACGGCACUAAGAUCGAAGAAGAUGAAGUCCCUGACAUCACUGACCCAUUCUUCUUGAUAGAGACACUCUGUAUCAUAUGGUUUACGUUCGAGUUGAUAGUACGGUUUCUGGCGUGUCCCAACAAGUUUAACUUCUUUAGAGAUGUCAUGAACAUAAUAGACAUCAUCGCCAUUAUCCCGUACUUCAUCACCUUAGCGACAGUCGUAGCAGAGGAAGAAGAUACUCUAAACCUACCGCGCGCCCCGGUGUCCCCGCAAGACAAGUCGACUAACCAAGCGAUGAGUCUGGCCAUACUGCGGGUGAUACGUCUGGUGCGGGUGUUCCGUAUCUUCAAACUGUCUCGACACUCCAAAGGAUUACAGAUUCUGGGUCGUACGUUAAAGGCGUCGAUGAGGGAACUGGGCUUAUUAAUAUUCUUCUUGUUCAUUGGUGUCGUGGUCUUUUCCAGUGCCGUAUUUUUUGCUGACAAAGACUGCAAUGACACUAAUUUCGAUAGCAUUCCUGAUGCCUUCUGGUGGGCAGUAAUUACGAUGACCACAGUCGGCUAUGGAGAUAUGAGGCCUGUUGGCGUCUGGGGAAAAAUCGUCGGAUCCCUGUGCGCCAUUGCCGGUGUGCUCACCAUCGCAUUGCCCGUUCCUGUCAUCGUGUCCAACUUCAAUUACUUCUACCACCGUGAGACCGACCAGGAGGAAAUGCAAUCGCAGAACUUCAACCACGUCACCAGCUGCCCGUACCUGCCUGGCACUAUGGGCGAGCCUUACCUCAUUUCAGGUCCUAUUCACAAAAAGUCUUCAAUAAGCGGUGAAUCAUCAUCGGACGUGAUGGAUAUGGAAGAAGGUGCCAUGGUGGCUGAUUCUCACUUGGAGCAGAACCUCAGGCGCCUCAAGGAUGAGGAGAAGGUCCUGCUGGAACAGCAGGCGACGUUUGAGACCGGUGGCAAUGAUGACAUCGGAGCCCUGGAGCAUCAAGAUGCCAUUCGGCUGAAUCACCUGCGGCAGGCUAAGUUGGAGAAGCAGCAGGCGAGGAAGCAGCGCGCGCAGCAGGGACAGUCGCAGUCCCAAGCGCAGGCGCACAGCCACGGCCACUCGGGCCCCGGGCCGCGCCGCGAGCACACCGCGCGCCGCCGCGCCUGCACCGUGCGCGUCAACAACCUCCACGGCGCCGAAGCUAUAGAGACUGACGUCUGACUAUCGGAACCCCGAAAUCAUUCCAGACGUGGCGGGCCGGCGCGACGACGCCGCAGCGGCAGUGUGGCGCGGCAGAAUGCCAGCGCGCUCCCCGCCGCCCUGCCACGUGUGAACAGCGCAUGAGUUCGCCGCUCCUAACCCAAACUACUGUUUUCGUCGAAACAAACACCCUCAACAAAAUUAAACAAUAAUGAAUUGUGAACAAUAACGUACCGGCUUUCAGCAUCUUCAAACCUGGUUAAAUUACUCAGGAAUAAUAAAUUAGGAGGAACUAAUUUUCAAAAAAAUAUCAUAAAAAUACAAUAAAAAAUAUUUUAAAUAUGCUUGACGAUUGAGUCCGAAGCGCCGCGGAUUUUGUAAAUAUACAAGAUGCUUAAAUAAGCUUAUACGUUCACCUCUAACAUUAUCAACACUGUGUAAUAGAUUAAAUUAUUAGGUUCUUUGUGACAAAUAAAAUAAUCAGCAUAGGCCUAUAGUUGCGUUCGCAGAAGACAUUACCAAGUGUUGCGUUACGCUUGACCAUAGUUUGUAAAUAGUUGUUUCGAGAGGAGAGCGCACGGCGCGGCAACCGCCGGCCUCCGGACCGGCUCCCCGGGCGCACUACGGCCGGGCGUGCAGCGAACACGCUCGGCGACACCGGCAAGCGCCGGGGGGUGCGAGGCUGGCCUGCCGGGCGACCGGCCAGGCGCGCCGUCCACACACGCGGUAACCGCGUGAAGCUUUCAGACAAUCGAAACAGCUCAGUGAUCAUAAAAACUACAGCAAUGGGACUCACAAAUCAUCUCCAGAUCAAAUAUAUUAGAAUAAGUUACCGUAUAUUGAAGUUUAUGUUGUGUUAUUGUUGUGCGUACACGUAUUCCUGUACAAGUCACAUGUGACUGUACGAGUAUCCGGAUAUAAAUGUAACCCUACCCUCGGCCCUCGCGGCCAGUCCACGUCGUGCAACAGUCUCGGCUAUUCUAAUUAUUUAAUGUUCUAGGCGUAAUGUGACAGCGUAUUUGGCUAUCGUGUCUAUUCUUAUGGUUUGGAUAAUUUAUUACCUUUAUUUGUAUAGGGGUGGUCGUGCGGAUGCACAGGCCGUGUGCGCCGAUAGUGCUACGUCUCGUUUGCGAGGACAGUUAUAUUUCGGUCGUUUACAAAGUCACGAUGAUUGUAUUAGCGUAGACAGUUUAAACAUAUCUAGAAAGAAGUGAAUUUAUUAAUAUACGUUUGUAAGUAAGGCAUGCGACAGACUCAAUUCGAUCGAUGGAGCAGUGCUCAAAACAACGGACCCCCUCUUCGCGUUUAAUUUUACUUUAAACGGUGGUUUCACAACACCCUGUACUCAGUAUAGCUCCUCUCGGCUACAACUCUUCACCACCACCCUCAGUACUUCUAAUGUCUAUUGUAAACCAGGUGAUUGUCGCAAACCAAAUCUGUAACUUCAAAGAAAUCUCAGCUCUAUGAGCAUUUACUGAAAGUCUUGAUUCCACAUCUACAACUGGAGGAGUACUGGAAAACAUUACAAAUUAUUUUCCAUAUUUCCCGUCUGUCUGUCCAUGGACUUGUUUACUCUUGAGUUGUAAAUGAGACAAUUGAUAUUACUAAGUAUAGAUUACAGCCGAAAUAAUUAUUUCAUCAUAUCAGUCACAUUUCAUAGCGUUUAAACAUCUAGUAAAAAUACAUAUUUUACGCCCUAUAUUAUAGUCUAGUGUAGUUUAGUAGAUAUUGAUAGUAGGUUAAGUGCUGCCCUUAUACUGGGUAUGUAAUGUCUCUGAUCCAAUUGUAGCCAGUGUUUUGCAAUAAGGCCAACGACAGGAUUACUGUUUGAUCCAGGCUGACUGCUGGGCAUCGAGCAAUCCAUGGUUCACUCGGUGUAAGUCUCGCACAUAAAGGACUUUUGCACAAAACGACUUAGCCGGUGGACGAGUGCGACUGCUCGCUGCGCAGCACGCACAGCCCCGACAUGCCGGAGCCUCGAGACCUCGUUAAGCACAUGUCCGAUCAAUGUGGUAAUCUUAAAUUGGCUUCAAACCUGACCAUUUCCCUUCAAUGAACAUUCGAUGUGAUGUAUAAUGUUAGAUUACUCAAUAUCAGUGUUUCGGUGUUAAUUGAUGUUUAAUUAAUAAUAAAAUUUACUAUUUCUGUAAUAUAUUAAAAUAGGAAAUUGUAAUGCGAAGCUCUAACAGUUAUGAGGCUCGCCGGUGCAGGAUCGCGAACGCGAAGAUUGAGCCAUGAAAAGAACCGUUUAGAACUAGGUAAAAUAUUUAUAUUUAUACAGUUGUUGGAUGUGCUAUACUGUAAUUCUUCUUUUGUAUAUAUAUUUACUGCAGAGAACGAGCAAUUGAUAGACAUGGAGAAGCGAAUUGUAGAGCCUCAGUGACUGUUGGAGCACUCGCUAAGAUAAUGACGCAGAGCGCACGCUCAACCUCGGCCAUGACAUACAAGGACAAAUACCGACUCGAACAAUCAUUGUUGUAGUAGGGCAAGCAUGUAUAACUGAAUACAUUAUAAUAUUUUGAGUGUCUUCGUUGUAGUGAAUAUAUCAGUAAUGUCUGUCAAUUAGAUACGAAUUGUUUGGCAAAUUAAUUUAUUAUAAUAGUCUUGAUUGUGCUGUGUAAGUAUUGGCUGGUACAGGAGCGAUUGAUUGGAAAUGUUGGCGCUAAUAAAAGGAGUAACGUUGCAGAGUAAUUACUGCACCCGUCACAGCAACGUGCUAUGUGACGGUGAAUGUAACGUUGUUUCCUUGCAGAAUGUAACGAACAGUUUACCAGAAAGUAUCGCAUGUUCAAAGGAUUCGGUCAUUUAUAGUAGUAGUACAUAUAACAGAUUUACAAUAUGUGAAGACUAUCAUGUAGGUAGCCACUUCAUUGGUCAAUGUAUUCGAUUUAUGUUAAAUGUUUGGAAUUAGUGGACAAUAUACAUAUACUACAUGUUGCGACAUAUACGUAAACGCCGAGGCUGUUGCGACGAACUUAUUGAAUGUCAAUGUCAAUCAAUGUUAAUGUAUCAAGUUUAUAGUGUAGAAAGCACAUUAUGUUAUAUUUAAUAUAGUUUAUGUAAAUGGAUAGCACACGGGUCCUGUUUUUUGAUCUUUAUUGUGAAGGAAGCUGCAACGCGGCAAUGUCAAAUCAACUCCGCCACAGAUAUACUGAACACCCAGGUUUUACCCGCUCACUCUUUUUUACUCCUUGAGCCAACCACCAAUUUUUAAUCAAUUCUUGUCUGUGAAAAGAACAUACACACGUAAAGAACAAUAUUAUUUAUGUCAGCAAUCGUCCGGCCUAUUUCAAAGUAAGAAUACCUAAUAUAAUAAACAACUUGGGCCACUCGAAUCUCAACUCUAAAUGACUUAAAAUAGAAUCUGAAAUGGAACCCUUACAAUAUUGAAAUCUAAAUCCCUACAGUUGGAAGUUAAAUAAAAAAGAGAAAACAUAUCAUAUUCCACUUGUAGCCUGGUCUCCUCGAGCAUGGUGUGGCAACCAUUUGAUCCUUAGGGCCCAUUGUGCCAAAACUGUAGGUUUAAUUGAUUCAAGAUUCUGAAUACAAUGAUCGUUGUUCCAAAAAUUAAAUAUAGCCAAAGAAGGGCUUUUUAUUGGAGUAACUACUCGAUGCCGAAUGAUCACAUUUGUUUUAUUCCCUUAUACUGGGUGUUUGUAUAUUUGUUGUGUUGCAGUUACGGAGUGAUGUGAAGAUGUGACUAAAUCUCAUUUACAUUAUGUGUAUCUGUUUAUUCAUAGCAAAUGUUUAACUAGUAAUUUCCCGCAUUUACAAAUCUAUCUCAAACUACAAUUAUGAGGUUAUUACGAGAUCUGAAACGGUCUUCAGCUUAGACUCCUUGCGCUUCAAAACGUACAUCUGUGUAGAUUAGAAAUAUGGUGUAAAUGAGUCUUGGUCGAUUGUAAUCUAUAUACUUUUAACAGAUUUAUUAUUGAUCAUUUGUGAAAGCGCUUCUAUCGGUCGAUAGUCGCAGUUGUUCAACUAGUCCCCGCAAUCUCUAUUCUUGUCUGCAGUUUCAAUAAUGCUGCGUUGUUGCGCACAGAUGUCACAAGUGGUAUGUCACUUUAAGAAAUGGUGGCGACAUUUCAGGCCCGCCUGUUCCUUGCGCAGGCGCACAGCGCAUACUGCGCUACGCCACCAGCUCGCGCAAGCGCCGGGCGCACAGGCUGCGGCCUCAGUGUCGGCGGGCCUCGAGCUGGAAGGUCCGCGGGUGAAGGAUCCUGUAAGACCUGUGUGGUCGACUCUCAUAAACAAGAAACAGAAUAGUGGUAAAUUGUGAAUUACUCAAGUUGGCCAAAAUUGUAGUUACGCCAGUUAAAAUAGGCGUAUUAUAAUUUUCGCUCAGUAUUAUUAGUUGAUAUUUCGUACGUAGUGUAUGUAUACAGAGGCGGCUAACACGGGCCCGGUGCAAGCAGAAAGAUUAAAUUCUCAACCAUCACACUUCAUAUUAUAACAUUCCCCAAAAAGAAAUAAUAUUUUGUUGAAGAGACGAAAAUACGAAAUUAUCGUAGAUAGUAAAACCACAUAGAUUUCACAGGAGAAAUCACGAUUUUCUAUUUACUUGAGUACUACUUAAAUAUCAAUCUUGUAGUUAGGAAGGAGUUGGAAAAAAUUUAAAUUUUUUAAGAAGUCUGAAAUGUCCGUUAUGACAGACUAUAUGUAAUAUGGUCUUUAGGAAACAACUAUAAUCAGUAAUUUUAUGAGUAAAUUAAAUUGAAUUUAAUUUAGGAUUUAUAGUUAGGUGAUAUCUGCAAACUUUUAGCAGUGUGUGGUAUCUAUCUGUUUUGUUUUAAGGAUGAUUGAUAUGUUUUGCUUGAUUAUUCGGCUGAGGGACGACUGUGGCCGUGGUGUUUGCAUGAAUUCCGAAACGUACGAUGGGACCUCGCUACAUGUUUUGCGGGUUAUUAUAAAAAUGUGCCAGUUUUACUUCUUUAUAGAUGCCUUUACGCGUGUUAUUGCGCUUGUUCCAGUACAUAGCGAUCGCAGUGCUGAACUUAAUAUUAAUGUAACGUGUCAUGGCUUGUCACGCUGCUCACGCCGUGUUUUAUUGUUUUCACUGACACCUACGAGGAGUGUGACAGUCAGCAGUCGUACCUAUACACUAUUAACUUGUAGUUAUAAUUUUCUUUAUUCACCGGCCCCCUCUCCGUCCAGGUCAAAGCGUGUUCAUAUUGGAUAUAAAAUCACAAAUUGGAUAUCGUAUUUAUACUAGCAUCGAUUAAUAUUUUACAUUAUUUAUUUAUAAUUCACUAAUGAUUGGCUAUUUUUACCAAAAUUGUUCUACAAAGCAUUUAUUACGUUAAGUGUACAAAGUAUGCGGUAAAGAGGACAUCACCCAAAUUGGGCUUAAUUCAAAAAUGUCGGCCAAUAGAAUUAACUAUAUUUUUUAUGGAACUCACAUAGUUAAUCUAAAUUAAUACUAAAUUAAUCAUAUAGUCAUUCUUACGAUUUCGCUAAAAUAUUAUUCUGUACGCCUACAAUAAAACCAACAACAGGCAGUACCUUGCGUGUUCUACAAACCAAUAUGCAAUUUGAUGCUAACAUACGCAUUACUGAUUGAAAACUGACAUUGAUUCUUAUGACAUAACAUUACAGGGAUGUUUAAACGAAAAAUGAUCUUUAAGGAAUUAUUUGUAUCUGAACAAUGAGUCAAUUUGCCAAGACAUUAAUCUUGAUGAUUGCGACUCUACUGCAUUUAUUAUCAAUAUUUUAAACUGUAUUUAAAUUAAAAUAAAAUGAGUUUGUGAAGACUGAGUGAUGUCCUUUUUUCACGUGUUUUUCUAAUAACUAAAAAUGAAAUAUUGGUCAAAUUAAUUUGUCGCCUAUAUCUUAACUAUAAAACUGAUUAAGCCAGCUACGAGCUUAACUUAUUUUUUGAAUUUUAAUGAUAUGUAAAAGUACUUGUAUUUUUCAUCACGUAAUGUAAGUUAAAUUCGAGCGAAUUCUCUAGAUACAUAAUUACAAUUAUCCUCUUACAUAACAUUAAGGAUAUAAUAUUAAGAGCUUUUUCGACUAGUAUACUUACAAAAAAAAUGAUGAGAUCUUAUGAAAUUAUCAGAAUUUUUCGCGAUAACUUAUUAUAUUUAAUAUCCAUCCAGUAUUAUUAGAUAAAUAGGUGUAAUGGUGGAAAUAUACCAUUUUCUAGCUCCUAUAGUUAAUGUAAAAUAGGUUCAAUAAUCGGGCAACAGAUAAAUAUUCUUAAUUAAGAACAAAUUUUCCGAUUUUAAUAUUUUUUUAAUUUGUCACGGUCCCAUCGCUCGUGAAACAAGCGUACCUGUACUUAGGGCGUCGGUCGGUCGCAUUGAGCUGUUGAUGUUGUUUCGGUUACUACAUGACAUACCUGCUAUGUACCUGUGUACCCACCAACAUGAUAUUCUAAAUUGUAAAUGUAUAAUUGAAACAACGUCUGUUUGAUUGAACUUUGCAUUGCCCCCUUGCCAUGAUGGUUUAGAGUUUAAUAUCAGAAUAAUUCAAAGUGUUUGUGGUAAUCUUGUAAACUAUGUGUGAUUAUAAUAUGUGUUACGAGUUUAUCGGAGUUGAUAAAUAUUCAUAAUUCGGAAUCUAUUCCCUCGUAUACACUGAACAAUUUGCAAGCCUGACAUUUAUCGACUUCGGUAGAGAGCAAGAGAGUACGGAUCGUCUUGGCUUGAAUAUAUAAUACCUAUAUUAAAAUUUAUAUCCUCUAUUGGGAUAAGAACUUCAAAUAUUAAAUCAAUGGUGCAAUGUCAAAUGUUGAUAAUAGGGUCGACACCAUCGGCAGAGAGUCCGCUGAAGUUCGCCAUUUUAAGGAACUUGUAUUUAAAUGAAAAAUAUAUAAUUAUUCGUGAUUUUGCGUUCAUGAGUCUGUUUCGGAGUUCAUCAAAUCGUACGUGCGAAUAUAUUAUUUGGUAAUUGUAACGAGCGAUUCCAUUCACAGUCCUGUAUAGUAGGAGUUAUUUGUUUUAAAAGACAUUUCUUUGUUUUCAUUAUAAGUACUUAGUUUGUGGAACUUAACUUAAGAUCAAUCGGACGAUAUCGUGGAACUACAGCGCAGAUGGUUUUUAUGUACCUACAAGUUGUAAUAACAAAGGAUGUUAUGUUUCAAAUGAUUGUAAUAAAAGUUAAAAUCUUGUUUGACACGCGUGACGUAUUAACUAACGAUUAUUAAAGAAGGCUAUAACUAUUCUAAAUCAACCAAUGAAAGCGUCUCAAAAAGAUAAUUUUCAAUGACAUCAGCUUAAAAAUUGCAUACUAAUAAGAUACUGAAAGAAUUAAAUGUGACGCUCUUUGAUUGCUAGUACACACGAGUGUAGUCCACGAUACGUCUGCGAAACGUCACAAUGACGUCAUCCACAAACUAUCCACACAUUGAUCAUAUAAUAUAAUAUUUUGUUCAGUUAUUCUAGAUCACACUCGCCACACGGUGUAUAUAUUUCGAGUCACUAAGGCCAGUGAUCAAUUAUAAUUUAAUUGUAAUGUGGUGGUUGUUUACAGCAUCUGUCAUGCGAAGCGAAGGCUCAUUGGUAUAGUAUUUACGAAUAAAUUGUAACUUAACGCUUAAAACGCCGUCUUUUUGUCGAUGGCUGAAUAUACACUUAAUUAAAAAAACAGAGCUGUUAUUGAAUGAUGCGUAAAUCGUAAAAAAAAACUUUCUGAAAACUUUGUGAGUGAUGUGGACUGUAGGAUUUAUUGGUAGUUCGGAGACUGUUCGGUUAUUAUAAUUGUAAUGUUUUCAAUAUCAAAAGGUGAUGUUCUGGUUUCAAAAAAUGUGUGUGGUUUUCUCCUGGGGUCUUGUAUGUGUAUUGUAUUGCAAGAUGGUCUUGCAAACAAAUGUAGAAUGAAACAAACCAGUUACGUAUGCAUUGGUCGAGAAACCGUCUCCGAACCGGCAAUAAAACCUACGAGUCCAGUAACUUGAACACGCAACUAUAUUGCUAACGAUCCUGUUUCCAUAAAUUCCAUGGUACCUACUUAUAUCUGGAGCUUUUUUCCAAUUUUUGUACUUAAGUUGUACUCGACAGUACUAUGCUGUACUGUAAGAAUGAUUUUUUUCGUAUAAGUUGUGAAUCCAAAUUGUAUAAAUGACUAAAUAAAAAGAA
This is a messenger RNA of Spodoptera frugiperda (fall armyworm), 10697 nucleotides long. It is a transcript of the gene shaker, whose product is annotated as potassium voltage-gated channel protein Shaker. Gene Ontology annotation, biological process: protein homooligomerization; potassium ion transmembrane transport. Bases 592 to 2640 code for a protein of 682 amino acids. The record is from RefSeq and is a predicted model, not a curated record. Gene Ontology annotation, molecular function: delayed rectifier potassium channel activity; protein binding. Gene Ontology annotation, cellular component: membrane; voltage-gated potassium channel complex. NCBI's taxonomy places the organism in Eukaryota, Metazoa, Arthropoda, Insecta, Lepidoptera, Noctuidae. The transcript has 11 exons.